Messenger RNA from Candida dubliniensis CD36, 2112 nucleotides. It is a transcript of the gene ORC3, whose product is annotated as origin recognition complex subunit 3. NCBI's taxonomy places the organism in Eukaryota, Fungi, Ascomycota, Pichiomycetes, Serinales, Debaryomycetaceae. Gene Ontology annotation, molecular function: DNA replication origin binding. The transcript has a single exon. The record is from RefSeq and is a predicted model, not a curated record. Gene Ontology annotation, biological process: DNA replication initiation; DNA replication. Bases 1 to 2112 code for a protein of 703 amino acids. Gene Ontology annotation, cellular component: DNA replication preinitiation complex; nuclear pre-replicative complex; nuclear origin of replication recognition complex.
AUGAGAAAACAAAACAUCAAUAAACAAGAUAUACAGAUAACUAAUAGUAUUCAACACCUUCCUAUGAUGCAGAGAAAAAGAUCAUCUCCUGAAGAUGAGCUUUCUAAUUCUUCAGAUUCAGAGUCUGAAACACCUCAAUUGGAAAAUGACGAUGAUUUAAAAACACAUUAUUACAUAACCCCCAAGACAACUAGCACCGAAUCAUCAUUUGAAAAUGUCUAUUGCAAAGUAACUAGUCAAACAAAACGACCACAUAGCGAUACCACGCCAUUUUUAAGUCUAUUUGAUGGAAAUGAGUCUAGAGAAAAUGUGCUGCGUAGAUUUGAGUUGUACAACCAAGUAUGGGCAAAUCAAUUGGACAAAAUUCAGUUAAUUUUAAACAAUGCCAACGAUGAAUUAUUCAAAGAUUUGAUUCAAUUUAUAAAUUUAGAAAACUUACAACAACUAGCUGUUGGCUAUGUGCAGUUGACAACAAACACAGCCAAUAACUUGAGAAUCUUGCAGGAGUUUUAUCAAUACAUUCAGAGAAAAUCAGACUAUGACUAUAAAUUAAUUACUCUUAAUUCCAAGCAUUUUACAUACAAUAUAAAGGCAACCUUGCGAGAAGUUGUUAAGCAGUUUCAUGAAACUUGUGAGCCAGUUGAGGAAAUGUACAGGUUAAACUAUGACCUUGAUGCCAUUGAUGAUUGGUUCAAUGAAGAAAGAUUGAACAACUCGAGGUUAGUUUUGAUUUUGGAAGACACCAAUUUGAUUAACAAUCAACUUUUGAAUCAACUACUUAAAAUAUUGCAGUCAUAUGUUGGCAAGUGGCCUCUCAAAAUCAUUAUGGGAUUAUCUUGUGAAACAGUCAGCUCAUGGAUAAAUGGCAACUUGACUAAUGAACUAAGGAUCGGGAUUCAAGGUUACAAGUUUAAAAGCAAUGAUAAUAAAAGCUUGGGAUAUAUCAUUUUGAACAACUUAUUCUUAACACCAGAAUUGACACCAGAGAACCCGUUGUUGAUUAAUAGUACAUUAAGUACAAUUAUUUUGAACCGGUUUGAAAACUCAAAUAAUUCCAUCGACGCAUUGAUUGCCGAGAUAAAAUUAUGUUAUAUGAUUUAUUUUUAUCGACUGCCCUUGUCUAUUCUCAUUGCAGAAGAGAACCCGCAACCUCAAAAAUUGUAUGCAGAUGGAUUACGAAAGCUAUCUUCGUUUAAAAAAUAUAUUGAAUUAAAACUACACCAAGGCGAUCACAGUGUCAAAAACUUGUUAAAUAAUGACGAAUCAGUAAUAAAACUAUUCAAUGAAGCAGGAGUCAAUUUCCGAAAAUUUAAAUUAGCUGUUAUGAAUGCCAUAAACGUUAUUUACCAGUUACACCCCAAUAAACCGAAACAGAAAUUUGAGCUAUAUAAAUUAUUAAUCAACCACAAAUUGCUAAACUCAAAAUACUUGUACGAACUGGUGAAGAACUUGUCCAAACUACCAGAUUCAGUUCUUGGGAAGGUAGUCAUUGGAUUGACAGACAAUUGUACAGAGAUACUAGAUGGAAUCACCGACAACCAUUUAAUUAAGCUUAUAAAAGAUUUAGGUGAAUUAUCAGACUUGAAAGGGAUUAGUGAGAAACUUCAAAAUUAUUUUGAUAACAGUAUUUUAACUACACCCUUGGAGUAUAUGGUAUUUCAUGAAGUGUUUUCAAUGGAUGGAGGAACAAUCCAAGAGAAAUUCACAAAACCACCUUUGUUUGAAGAGAAUUAUGAAAAUUUAAUGAUCAACUUGUUGCGACCAAAUCUAAGAGCUACACUAGAACGUGGCUUAGAUAACUGUGAUACAUAUUUGGCCAAUCCUUUGAUUACAAAUGAAGUAGAACAACCAUUGAUACCACCAACAUUGACCCAUUUGUUUAAGUUGUACAAGGAAGCACCGACAACUAUCAAUUUAUACGACUUUUAUCAAGCUUUUAAGUCUACUUUAGGUCAAAAAGAGCUAUCAUUACAGUUGCCAGCAAAUGAGGAUUGGGAUAAAUUAACUUAUGCGUGGUUUGUACAGAAUUGUCACGAGUUGAUGCUUAUGGGGAUUCUACAACAAAAACCAAAGGGUGAUUUUUUGGAAAAGGCGAUAUGGAAAGGUAUAUAA